Molecule: messenger RNA, 1868 nt
Organism: Lucilia sericata (common green bottle fly)
Lineage: Eukaryota; Metazoa; Arthropoda; Insecta; Diptera; Calliphoridae
Exons: 2
Coding region: 508-1854 (448 amino acids)
Source: RefSeq, a predicted model, not a curated record
CCUAUUACAAACAUUAUACAAAUUUUGUCGGCUCGCUAAAUAGAAUCAGUUUUUGUCGAAAAAUAAAAUAAAUAAAAGUGACUCUAAAAUUUUACCGCAAAUUUUUAUGUACAAAAAUAAAUAAACUUUGUUCGCUCGUAAUUCGGGUUAAAUAAAUUUGCCGCUAAUCUUUAUAUACAAGAAAAUACAUAAAUUUGUUCGCUUUUGGUUCCAGUACAUAAUAUAGAAUUUUGUGUAUACUAAAUUUGUCGCUCGGAAUAUUGCGGUACAUAUUUAUAUAGAAAGUGAAUAAAUACAUAAAGUUUGUAUAUAAACAUUUUUGGCGUAAAACUUUUGGCGUCGGUGCUCUACAAUACAUAGUAUCAUCCAUUUUGAAAUUUGUUUUUGGAAAUUUUUGGCUCACUUAACCAAACUUUUGGAAAUUUAUGAUGACUUUGGAAGAGGUUAAGCAGCAACGGGCUAAUACGAAGAAGAGUAUUACCCGCAUCAAGAACCAAAUCGAAGCCAAUGGAAGGGGUGAAGAUAUUGACGUAUCAAACACAAAUUGAAAAAUAUGAUCCCGAGGAUAAUGCUAGGCCCGAAAUUGAAGAUUUGUACAUCUCAGCCAAAAUGAAUAUCCAGUCGCAGCUUGGUGAAGAUGUUCAUAACACAACGUUGUCCGAGUCCACCAUUUGUUUCCCAGCUCCCAGCCAUAAAUUGCCCCAACUCAAAUUGCCCACAUUUAGUGGUAAGUACAGUGAAUACAAGAAUUUUAUAACGUCGUUCAAUCAAGUUAUCGAUCGUGAGUUUGGCCUAUCAAAUAUUGAAAAGUUUAAUCAUUUGCUCAACUGCCUCCAAGGCCAAGCUCUAGAAACGGUCAGGGCUUUCCAGAUUACGAACGAAAAUUACCCGAAGGCUCUGGAAAGGCUCAAAACGCGUUAUGAUAAUAGCUCGCUUAUUUUUAUGGAAAAUAUUACCGCCCUUUUUGAACUUCCUGCCAUGUCCAAAUACAAUUGUGCCCAAUUACGAAGUCUCGUCGAUAAUGUUUCUGCCCUUUAUAGUUCCUUACUGUCUCUUGGCUCACAUAGUGAUAUUGCUAAUUCCAUGCUGAUUUACAUAGUGAUGGAAAAAGUGGAUGAAGAUACCAGAAGAAAGUGGAAAGAUUCCUUGGACUUUACCAGAUUGCCAACAUGGGAUGAUUGCUCCAAGGUCCUUGAAAGGCGUUGUCAAUUUUUGGAAUCGGUUGAUACCAACCAUACUUUUGUGGCCCCUCGUAAGCCUGAUCAUCAAUCUGGUAAGUCCAAAUCUAAAAAUUCAAAACCUGGCUAUACUUUUUCGGUAUCAAAACGCUCUUGUGUGCUUUGCUCCAAAUCUGACCACUCAAUUAGUCGUUGUUCUCGGUUCAAAGAUAUGGAUGUUAGUCAAAGGUAUGAAAAUGCAAAACGUCUAAGCCUUUGUCUAAAUUGUUUGUCCAAAGGGCAUCAAGUAAGUAGUUGUUCCUCCACAUUCAAGUGCAAAUUUUGUUCUCGCUCGCAUCAUAGUUUGCUUCAUCGGUCUCAGCCAGCUUCUCGGCCCUCGUCCCCUGCUGCUGAACCUACUACUUCUCAUGUUGCCUUGAAUGAAUCUUCUGCCUCGGUCAAUACCCAUGUGGAAAAAUCCUCGCCGGAACAGGUGCUGCUUGCUACUGCCAUGGUUCUAGUUCGUGACUCCACUGGUCGCUAUCAAUUGGGACGCGCUUUGUUAGAUUCUUGCUCUCAAUUGAAUUUCAUAACCGAUGAAUUUUCCCAAAAAUUACAUUUGUCUCGUACAAAACAAACUACUCUAGCAUUGGUAACACUCUUAGCAAAUCUAAAUAUAGGUCGUCCACAAAUGUAAAAUCUCGAGUCACA